Molecule: messenger RNA, 840 nt
Organism: Lampris incognitus (smalleye Pacific opah)
Lineage: Eukaryota; Metazoa; Chordata; Actinopteri; Lampriformes; Lampridae
Product: homeobox protein MSH-D-like
Exons: 2
Coding region: 1-840 (279 amino acids)
Biological process (GO): regulation of transcription by RNA polymerase II; embryonic morphogenesis
Cellular component (GO): nucleus
Molecular function (GO): RNA polymerase II transcription regulatory region sequence-specific DNA binding; DNA-binding transcription factor activity, RNA polymerase II-specific
Source: RefSeq, a predicted model, not a curated record
AUGACUUCCGAAGCAACUGUGAAGGACGGCGUGUGCGGCUGGUCGGAGGAGGAGGACGGUAACCGCUCGGAGAUGACGGCGGAAAGGGAGCCGGAGGAGAAACGCGAGGGAGCCAGGAGCCGUCAUCCGUUCAGCGUGGAGGCCCUCAUGUCCGGGAACAGGACACACCGGCACGGCCCCCAGCGCACCGCGUUCGCCGCCGGGAACACGGUGCGGAGAUCGACGGCCGAGCCGAGCUCCCCGUACCCGCGCCCCGAGAGACACGCCACUCCCGACGGAGACGCGGAACUGACGGAGAACGUCCCGACGUCGCCGGUCAAGUCCGAGACGGAGUCAGACGAAUAUGCGCCGUGGCUCCUGAACGGCGCUUUCCCACCGCAGCCUCGUCAAGUGAGCGCCAACUGUCCGCUGAGGAAACACAAGACCAACCGUAAACCUCGCACGCCCUUCACCACGUCCCAGCUCAUGGCCCUGGAGAGGAAGUUCCGCCAGAAGCAGUACUUGUCCAUCGCCGAGCGUGCUGAGUUCUCCUCCUCCUUGACCUUGACGGAGACCCAGGUGAAGAUAUGGUUUCAGAAUCGCCGGGCCAAAGCCAAGAGGCUCCAAGAGGCUGAGCUAGAGAAACUCAAAAUGGCCACAGAUGCCAAGACUGUGGCGGUGGCGGCGGCGGCGGCGGCUGGAGCCUUACCCCACAGCUUUACAUUACCGCUGCCCCUCGGCGCCAUGAGCCUGUACGGACAGACCUACUCAGCCUACCACCACCACAGGCCCAUCCUGCCCCUGUCCCCCUUAGGACUCUAUGCCACUCCUCUGGGCUACAGUAUGUACCAUUUAUCUUAA